AUGGAAUAUUUUUCAAUCGAUAAUGGUUUACAUAAUAAGUCUAAUGAUAUAUCUCAUAUUAUAUAUUUAGAUAAUAAUGCAACAACUUGUGAAGAUAAAUUAGUUAUUGAAUCAAUGAUUAAUCAUUUAAAAUGUUCAAAUUCAUUUGGUAAUCCAAGUAGUUCACAUUUAAUUGGAAUUAAAGCUCGAGAUUUAAUUGAUGAAGCAAGAGAACAAGUUAGAAAUUCUAUUAAUGCUUCAUAUAAAAAUGAAAUUAUAUUUACAAGUGGUGGAACUGAAUCAAAUAAUUUAGCUAUUCAGGGAAUUUUGAAAUUUAAUUUAAAUAAAGUUCAACAUAUAAUAACAAGUCCAUUUGAACAUCCAUCUAUUGAAAAUAUU
Rotaria sp. Silwood2 is the source of this 378-nucleotide messenger RNA. Lineage: Eukaryota; Metazoa; Rotifera; Eurotatoria; Philodinida; Philodinidae. The record is from the annotation of a GenBank genome assembly.